GGUCUGUAACGACCAGAUACUAAUCUGUAAUUGAAGGCCCUUGGAUUGGAUCAGAGCAGAAGUGGCCACUUGGAUGUGUAGAAAAAUGUCUUCAAGAAACCAAACAAGUCCAGUUGCCUUUGUUUCUUUUUUUUAGGAUAAAGUAAUUCUGCUGUUAUGUGACUUUUACUAUAUCAUUUGUGUGGCUGCAGUCACAAUUUUACCGCCACUCUACCUCUAUCUUAUGCACAAGACAAAUCGAGCCUCUCAUCUGAGUAGCUUCUUCAGUUCUAAGGGACUGAGGUUUGUGGGUUAGGUUUGUGAGGUUUGUAACUCUGUGGGUAAAACCAAUCAGAAACUUGCUCGACUUGUUUAUGCAGAAUCAGAAACUAGCACAUCUAAUUCCCAUUAACAGCUGGAUACUUAACCUGUCGUUGAGCGCGGGGACUGUUUGUCCCUUAACCACUUUCCCUAUGAAUGGUGCUUUAUCGACCCGUUAUCUUAUUAGUGUGCUUGAGUGGCAAGUGAGCUUUUAUUGCGAAACUUGCGUCGCUCUACAUCCGGCAUCGUCCCCGUAACUUAUCGUCCCAUCCGUGAUCUCGGGAUCCAUUGAGCAUCCUGGCCCGGGCCAACACGAAGCCAAAAACGGCCACUCGGCGUGUUUCCCUUGGCUGUCAGACACCUUGAAACGAUCACGAUCCCCUCCCCGGACCUCUCCCCAAACCUCCCCGGGUUGUCCUUUAAACGUGUCCGUUCCGUGUCUGGACGUUGUUCGAGGACCGACAGACAAGCGGGCGCCGGGCCGGGCUGGUCCUCCAGAGCGAGGAGUACCGCAGCCUUGCGUCAAAGCCAGCUAAAGCUAAACCGCGGUAGGACAAGUCAGCAAGAAAGACGGUUCACAGCCACGUUACCCCGGUCAGCUAGCCGGACACACAGCUGGUAUUUUUGGCACAGUCGCCGUCCUACACAUGUUCGGUUUUCAGUGAGCCACCCCCACAUCUGUGCCAAAUAAGAACCAAAGCUAACCUCGAUAUUGGACAUCUCGUUGACCAGCUACAAAAAAAAAAAAAAAAAAAAUCAAGCAAAAGUAGUGCAUUUAUUUAAUUGCGUAACAUUGAAGAGGGGUCUCAUAGCCAACAUAUGAGGCCCGGUUGAGAAGAUGGACCUGAAUUUUUACUCGGAUUUAACGGACGGUACCGGGCAGCACGACGGUGAUCCAGAGUUCCUGGACCCGCAGUCCUUCAAUGGAUUUGACUCUGACAACAAGUUUCCCGGAGGCAGUGACAACUACCUGACUAUUACUGGGUCCAGCCACCCCUUCCUCUCAUCUUCAGAGUGCUCCUCUAAACCCAUUGACCUCUUCAACCUCGCUGGAUCUGCUGGUGGAACGUUCCACACUCCCAGCCUCGGCGAUGAGGAGUUCGAGAUCCCUCCCAUCUCCCUGGACCCGGACUCGGCGCUCACCGUGUCGGACGUGGUGUCCCAUUUCGGGGAGCUGUCGGACACGGGCCCCUCGGACAGCGUGGUGGUGCCCGGGAACGCCGUGGUGGAAGGGGACGACCCCUCGUUCGCCUCCACUUUCGUCAGCGCCCCCUCUCAGGGGCUGGAGCACCUGAGCCUGGGGGUCAUGAACCAGUCGGGAGGAAGCGCUCUGCUGGGGUCGUCUCUAGGGAUGGACCUCGGCCACCCCAUCGGCUCUCAGUUCAGCAGCUCCUCCCCGGUGACCAUAGACGUCCCGCUGGGUGACAUGGGCCAGGGAUUACUGGGGUCCAACCAGCUGACCACCAUCGACCAGUCAGACCUCAGUGCCCAACUGGGGCUCGGGUUGGGAGGCGGGAACAUGCUGCAGCAACCCCAGUCUCCUGAGAACCCUCUGUCGGCCACAGCGUCGCCCACCAGCUCACUCCAGGACGACGACAUGGACGACUUCAGAAGGAGCGUCCUCGUUGAAUCUCCGGUCUCCAUGGCCGUCUCCCCCGGAGUCAUCUCCCUGGAUCCCUCUCUGUCCGGGUCGCCGCUCUCUACCCCGAGCUCCAGCGUCUCUUCGGCCGGCGCGCGGAAAGGAGGGGCAGGGGGAGGGAAGAAGGGGAAGAAGAAGAAAGACCCCAACGAGCCUCAGAAACCUGUGUCGGCCUACGCUCUGUUCUUCAGGGACACUCAGGCGGCGAUCAAGGGACAAAACCCCAACGCUACGUUCGGAGAAGUCUCGAAGAUAGUGGCCUCCAUGUGGGACAGUCUGGGGGAGGAACAGAAGCAGGUUUACAAGAGGAAGAACGAAGCGGCGAAGAAGGAUUACUUGAAGGCGCUGGCGGAAUACAGGGCCAACCCGAUAUCUCAGGUUCCCAUUGAAGUUAUGGACACAUCCCCAUCACCCCCACCACCAGCCCCGGUUCCCGCGGUCACGGCCCCUCCUGUCCCCGCCCCCGUAGCCCGCCCCACCAGGUCCCAGCACUACAACCCGGAGGAGAACACCAUCACCAACAUCUGCACCUCCAACAUCAUCCUGGACCUCCCUCAGGUCACCACGCGUUCCCGCACCGGGGCCAUCAAGCCCCAGCCGCCGCCGCCCCCCGCCGCCGCCCCCCCGAACCCUCCCACCGUCACCAAGAUCAUCAUAAAGCAGACGCAGCUGCCCUCGGGCGCCGUGUCGGUCACGGCGACGGCCGCCUCCUCCCCGCGCCAGCCGCCGCCGCUGCAGCAGAUGCAGAGCACGCCUCCUCCGCCCCGGCUGCAGCAGAUGGUGCACGCCCAGGCCCCGCCUCCUCUCCAGGCCAAGCCGCGGGGCGGCGGCGCCGCUGCCGCCACGGCCCCGCCGCCGCUGCAGAUCAAAGUGGUCCCGGCGUCGCGCCAGUCGGACUCGAGCGUGCCCAUGAUCGUGACGUCGGUCGGGGAGACGUCGGCGUCCAUGUCGUCCUCGUCGGCUCUCACGGUGGAGGUGGGACAGGCCGCCGCCAUGGUGACGGAAGGGGAUGAAGUGGCGGAGGCAGAGGAAGGGAUGGAGGUGGAGGUGAAUGUCGCCCCGGGUCUGAGCGUGACCCCAGCCUCCAGCCCGAGCAUUUGCGUGCGCGCCGGCUGCACCAACCCCGCCGUGGACAGCAAGGACUGGGACAAGGAGUACUGUAGCAACGAGUGUGUCGCCACGCACUGCAAAGACGUGUUCAUGGCCUGGUGCGCCAUCAGAGGGCAGAACUCCACCACGGUCACAUAGGGACAGGACGCGUCCGGUGGUGGAGCGCUGCACGGAGACAAAAGGACAGAUAAAACACGUGAAAUGCAAACUAACAGAGGAAGGACUGAAUGACAGGCUCAGGUAUUGGCGCGUAACGGUUUUGUUUUGCCACCUCGAGGACGGCGACGAGAUGAUGGAAAGUAUUUAAGAGUAAUGUGAUGUUGUCCUGUGGCUGCCCCGUACCUCCGCGGCAGAAUGAAACAAACCACUGCAAAUACUGUAGCCAGCGUCACGGCUCUGAGGCAGAGACAUGGAUGAAAAAACUAAAGAAGACGAGGAGGAAGAAGAAACGAGAGACUCUGCUGCUCCAGAUGUUUCCUAUCUAUCAUCUAUUGUGACUCAAAAUUAUGAACUUGAUAUAUAAAAGAUAGAACAUUUUAUAUGGUGUUUUUAAUUGUUUUGAAAAGAGAAUAAGAGCAGGACGACUCUUGCAGGUGUAUUCGGUUUAUUUGAUUGAUUUCUGACGUGUACGUAUGCUCUUCCCUUUACUGUUACGUCAAAGACUGAUCUGUGUGAAAGGCAGAUUUUUUUUUUCUUCAGUGUUUCGCGGGAUGGCGUCGACGAGCUACUGAGGAAAGAACCAACGGUCUUAAAGCUUUUCUGGACACGUUCAAGAGGGUCAAGUGUUCAUAUGAAGCCAUCUUGAGAACGAGGUGGUGAGGAAAAGCCGUUUGUUGGCUUUAAAAGCCACUUUGAGGGGAACAGAGAUGCCAUAAUUCAAAUGUUGGAACUGAAGACGUUCAAAUCAGGUGCUAAGAUUCAGGAAAAUAUUGUUUUCUGUGCUCCUUUCCUGCUGAGAUACCGUGUGGCGUGAGAGCUGUUGAAAUAUGUGGUGCAUAUCAUUUGCUUUAUUUGGAGGAUUUGAGGUGAUUUUUUUUUUUUUCUUUGUUUGGGGAAAACACAAAUAUUGAAAUGAAAUAAACACACCAGCUCAGACAACACUACUUACUGUAAAGGAAAAGGGAAUACAGUAAAAGAAAAAAACAUUAUUUUUUAAAAAAUAUAUAUCAUUUCAAUUAAGGAAUUGUUGAAUAAUCAAGGAAUGGAUGGAUGGUUGCUUCCAAAACAAAAACCUGACCUGAUCGCUCUGGAUUAUUGUAGAUAUCCUGGAAAUGUUUUUAAUUAUCAAAUAAAACAUUUUAUGUUUUAAUAUGUACAUAUUGGUACAUGUUGGACUUGCAACUACA
Mugil cephalus (flathead mullet) is the source of this 4395-nucleotide messenger RNA. RefSeq names its product TOX high mobility group box family member 4 b (gene tox4b). Gene Ontology annotation, cellular component: nucleus. Gene Ontology annotation, biological process: regulation of transcription by RNA polymerase II. Gene Ontology annotation, molecular function: chromatin DNA binding. NCBI's taxonomy places the organism in Eukaryota, Metazoa, Chordata, Actinopteri, Mugiliformes, Mugilidae. The transcript has 10 exons. The record is from RefSeq and is a predicted model, not a curated record. The coding region runs from base 1139 to 3187 and encodes 682 amino acids.